Molecule: messenger RNA, 3306 nt
Organism: Phycodurus eques (leafy seadragon)
Lineage: Eukaryota; Metazoa; Chordata; Actinopteri; Syngnathiformes; Syngnathidae
Gene: polk
Product: polymerase (DNA directed) kappa
Exons: 14
Coding region: 314-2866 (850 amino acids)
Biological process (GO): error-prone translesion synthesis
Cellular component (GO): nucleus
Molecular function (GO): DNA-directed DNA polymerase activity; damaged DNA binding
Source: RefSeq, a predicted model, not a curated record
UCCACCGGAAAGAAAGUUUCCCAUUUCCUUUAAUGACGGCUGAAUGCGGAAGUGCCGCUCCAGACGAAUUGCGACUCUUGUUAUUUUCAAAUGUUGGACAUUUGACAGUUGUACUUUAUGGACCUGUAUCUUCGCGAUUAGGAUUGAUUACAGCCCUUGGAUUUAAAAUGGCACUCUACUCGCGUCUACAGUAACUCAUACACACAUAGACUAAAUGUAUAAUGGUAUACAUAGCUAGCCAUAAGACUGGACGUUUUUGUUAUUGUUGGGGCAAACAAAACCUUAUUUGCACGUCACGAAUCAGAUCAUCAGGAUGGAAAAUGCCACUGCAGCCACUGAAGGAGAAGGGUUCCUCUCCAGAAUGGCCCUCAACGACAACAAAGCUGGUAUGGAGGGUCUUGACAGAGACAAAAUCAACAAGAUUAUCAUGGAGUCAUCGAAGGGAUCCAAGUUUUAUGAGAAUGAGCUAAAGAGAGAGCAUCAGGUGAACCAGCGCAUUGAGAAAAUGAUGCUCCAAAAAGCACAUAUCACAGACCAGCAGUUAAAGAGAGCCCAAGAUCAGGUGGAGAGGACGGCCUCUGAGCUGGAGAAGAGUCGUGAUCUAAGCCGCGUGAUUGUGCAUGUGGACAUGGACGCGUUCUACGCUGCAGUGGAAAUGAGAGACUGUCCUGACCUCAAGGACAAGCCCAUGGCUGUCGGAUCCAUGAGCAUGCUGUCCACAUCCAACUACUAUGCCAGGAAAUAUGGCGUUCGGGCAGCCAUGCCAGGAUUCAUAGCCAAAAAACUUUGUCCCCACUUAGUCAUUGUUCCAUGCAACUUUGAUAAAUACAAAUCGGUGAGCAAUGAGAUUAGGGAGAUAUUUGCAGACUAUGAUCCUCAGUUCCAGCCUAUGAGUCUGGACGAAGCCUAUCUGGACUUUACAGAGCACCUGGAACUGAGGAACAGCUGGCCAGAGGCCUCACGAACACAUCGCUACAGAUCCAGCAGCACUGAUAUAGGUGUAGAGCAACCUGAGCACCAAGAGGAAUCAGAGGUGAAAGGGUUCUCCCCUGUGCUGUUUGAGGAAAGCCCGAGUUCCAUUUCUGAAGCUGCUGCAACUGGUAAAGCCGUUGAGGUUUUUGGUACGUCAGUUGAGGAGGCUGUGAGGGAAAUGCGCUUCCGCAUUGAGCAGAAGACCAUGCUGACUGCCAGUGCAGGCAUUGCUCCAAACAUGAUGCUGGCCAAGGUAUGCAGUGACAAGAACAAGCCUAACGGACAGUACAGACUUGCAUCCACCAGAGAGGCUGUCAUGGACUUCAUCCAGAACCUCCCAGUUCGCAAAGUUUCGGGCAUAGGGAAGGUGAGUGAGAAGAUGCUGAAAGGUCUGGACAUCAGUAGCUGUGCUCAUCUGGGGCAGCAGAUGGCGAUGUUGUCAUUGUUGUUCUCCGAGACAGCCUGGCAUCACUUCAUGCAGGUUUCCCUGGGUCUGGGCUCCACGUACAUUGUAAGGAACGAAGGAAGGAAAAGCAUGAGCACUGAGAGAACCUUUAAGGAACUGAGCAGACCUGAUGAGCAGCUGUCUGUAUGCAGAGAACUUUGUGAAGACUUAGCACAAGACAUGAAGAGAGAAGAUCUCAAGGGCAAAGGCAUCACACUGAAGCUGAAGAAUGUGAAUUUUGAGGUGAAAACCAGGGCAUUGACGCUACACUGUGCCAUCGCCACCGCGGAUGAGAUCUUUGCUGUGGCCAAAGACCUUCUUAAGACGGAAACAGAGCACGAAAGUCCACAGCCACUCAGAUUGAGGCUCAUGGGUGUUCGUAUCUCUGCCUUUGUCAGCCCGAAUGAUAAAAAGCCUCUGCAGAAGAGCAUCGUUGGUUUCCUCCAAUCGGAGAAGGCAGACAGCCAAGGCUCCACCCAGGAAGUACGUCAACAGUUUGAUGGGGAUCGUCUCUCUUCUUGUCCUCUCACAGGACAGACGUGUCUGACUAAAGAGGAGGUUCCUUGGGAGAUCAAGAAAAAGGGCUUGCUGGAGGAUCAACCCGCUGAUAGACAUCAGCUGUCUUUCUUUCAAAGAGCUUAUGCCAAGAGACUGCAGCUCCAACUUUGUACACAAGAGCGACCAAAUAAGGAGACGGCAUCUGUAGUUGCGCUCAGAGAUGAUGAUGAUCGCAAAGGGGCGGGGUCACCAACAAAGUGCGUGGGGCCAAAGAGUGCUGCCUCACAUCUUUCGGAAAGUGAUGGUGUUUGCUCCUCAGAGGCUCAAGCCUCUACGUCAAGUUCAGCAUUGAACUGCCUCACCUGUCCCGUGUGUUCCAACCAGGUUAGCACAGACGAUUUGAAUGUCUUCAACAGCCACAUAGACCGGUGCCUUAGUAAAGGUGAGCUCCAUAUUUUGGACUCAAAGUCAGAUUUCAACAAGGACCAUAAAGACAGUGAGGUGCUGGGUACUGAGGCACAUGACGACCGCGUAAAUAAUAAAGUAAACUCAAACAAACAUGACGAACACCACUUGACAAAUGAUUGUCCUCACGCGGCCCGGUUGAUCAAUGGUGACAAGGGAACAGUGACCUCGUAUCAGCCUCGGGCGUGUCACAAUGAAGGUACCGUCCUCGUCUGCCCGGUGUGUCAGCUGACCCAGGACACAAAUGAUCUCACUGUCUUCAAUCGCCACGUUGACCUCUGCCUGAACCAGGAAGUGCUGCACGAGAUGGGGACAUCACCCCCCGUUGAAGUCGCAAAGAGCAAUAAUGUAAUCGACAGAAGCAUUCCUCCUCCGAGACAAGCGGGCAGAGGUAAAAGCAAAAGAAAAGACUCUCCCUCAUAUGUACCCUCUAAAAAGGCCAAAGGUCUUGGCCCGCACAACACCAUUGACAAGUUCUUCAGGUGACUGCACGUCAUGCACAAAGGUGAUUUGGAAUGAUGAGGUCGGAGGAGCUGGAAAAAAUUAUUGCACUCAAAUACACAUUGAGAUGAAAUUGUUACUGUAUGAAACCAUUUUUGUUGAUCACUCUUGUAGUCACAAAAGAAUCGAGACGAGGAAGAAAAUGCAUGGAUGUAUGGAAAUACUGGGAAUACAUUAUUUAAUGACCAUGUUGUACGUCAGUGCUAAUAUAUGUUCAUCACUGAAAAUUUAUUUUACUGUGUUGCAUUGAUAUUGGUAAUAUUUAUUACACGCUGUUUGUCUUUUUAAAUAUUUUAUUUAAUGUUUAACAAUGAAUGAAUGAUUCAAAUGUAGCAAUGCAGUUGCAAAUAAAUCACGUUUUAUGUUUGAAUCUAUGAUUUGUAAAAUCUGAUUUUAAAAAAGUGGCUAGUUUUUUGUGUUAGAUG